AUGAGUUCCGAUGAUUUUUCAAGUAUUUUAACUUCUAUUGAUCAGUGGUUCAUUGAGAACGGGGAAACGUGCAGCCCAAGGUCAAAUGAGCUAUCUUUUAAAGGAUUUCUGCUCGUUUCUUUAGCAAAACAAAGAGAUGAUAAAAACCUUGAUUUCGAUGAAAUGAUAAUCAAUAAUCUUAUCAGAUAUUCAAUAAAAACGAAUUCAUACGAUUUACAAAUACAACUUAUUCAGACUUUAGCAGAAAAUUACAUUGAUCGAAACAAAAAUGCUGAUUUCUUAAUCAAAAAUCAAUUAUUUGAUUGGAUUUAUAGCAGAUUCAAAGAUUCAGUCACAAAAUAUCCACAAUUAAAAUUGGCAUUGUUUCAUUUAGUUUUUAACUUGAUUAUAUAUACAAAUGACUUAGCUUGGCUUCCACACGAUUUCUUUUUCGAGCUUUUCCCAUCUAGUUUAACAGAUGAAUUCAGAUUUCCAAUUGAUAUUUUUAUUUCUGAGGUUUUACCAAAAGUUUUCAUCCAAAAGAAUUUAGCCGAUGCGAAAUUACCAAAUAACCAGUUCUUAAUUUUAUGUUACGAAAUAGGAAUUGAAGAUCAAAAUUUUUUAAAUUCGAUGAUCAAAUAUUUUCCAAGAUAUUUCAAUUUUUCGGAUAGAGAAACACAAAUACCUUCAGAAUUAUUUUCAGCUCUGCUAAAUUACUUCAAUGAAAACCCAAAUAACGAAUUUUACUUGAAUUUCCUUAAGAUAUUUGAUAUUGGAGUUUCAAAUGAAGAUUUGAUGCUUCUUUUCAUUUCAAUGUUUGAAAAUAUCUUCAACUUUGCGAAAGAAAACGAAAUUUUCAACAAUAACUCGAUUCCUAUUUUAAUUUCAAUAAAACAGAAACUUCCACGUGAUGUUCCAGAGUGUGCUUUCAUUAAAACUGCAGAUAUCGGAAUACAAACCCUACAAUAA
Messenger RNA from Trichomonas vaginalis G3, 948 nucleotides. RefSeq lists its product as uncharacterized. The coding region runs from base 1 to 948 and encodes 315 amino acids. The record is from RefSeq and is a predicted model, not a curated record. NCBI's taxonomy places the organism in Eukaryota, Parabasalia, Trichomonadida, Trichomonadidae. The transcript has a single exon.